This is a messenger RNA of Ictalurus punctatus (channel catfish), 2480 nucleotides long. RefSeq names its product translocation associated membrane protein 1 (gene tram1). The coding region runs from base 134 to 1243 and encodes 369 amino acids. Gene Ontology annotation, biological process: SRP-dependent cotranslational protein targeting to membrane, translocation; protein insertion into ER membrane. Gene Ontology annotation, cellular component: endoplasmic reticulum membrane. Lineage: Eukaryota; Metazoa; Chordata; Actinopteri; Siluriformes; Ictaluridae. The record is from RefSeq and is a predicted model, not a curated record. The transcript is spliced from 11 exons.
GGGAGAAAGAGGGGGAAAAAAGAAGAAGAGAAGGAGCUUGGAUAGAGAAGUGGGUUUAGUGCUGUUGGUGCCAUUGAGAGGUUCUGCUGUGCUCUGUGUCUCCAGUUUGGCCACGAAAAGUUUCUCAAGCAUCAUGGGAAUCAGAAAGAAGAACAACAAAACUCCUCCGGUUCUCAGCCACGAGUUCGUGAUCCAGAACCAUGCAGAUAUCGUGUCGUGUGUGGCCAUGCUCUUCCUGCUGGGACUCAUGUUCGAGAUCACGUCAAAGAUUGCCGUUUUUUUCAUAACGGUGCAAUACAACGUCACGAUAACAGCAAAUGAAGGUGCCGAGGAGACGCCAGUGAAUUAUUUCCACCAUGGCCUGAAGGAUGUAGCCACCGUAUUCUUCUAUAUGCUGGUGGCCAUCAUCAUGCAUGCCAUAAUCCAGGAGUACAUCCUCGAUAAAAUCAACAGGAAGAUGCACUUCUCCAAAACCAAACACAGCAAGUUCAAUGAGUCGGGCCAGCUCAUCGCUUUCUAUCUGUUUUCAUGCGCGUGGGGAGCCAGCAUUCUGAUUUCCGAAAACAUCCUGCCGAACCCCAUCAGUCUGUGGGAAGGCUACCCACACACACUGAUGUCGUUCCAGAUGAAGUUUUACUACAUCUGUCAGCUGGGUUACUGGUUCCACGCUCUUCCUGAACUCUACUUCCAGAAGAUCAAGAAAGAGGACAUUCCCCGUCAGCUAGUUUACAUCAGUCUGUAUUUGGUCCACGUCGCAGGCGCUUACAUCCUCAAUCUGAACCGUCUGGGUGUGGUGCUGCUCGUGCUACAUUAUUUCGUCGAGUUGCUCUUCCACGUGUCUCGUAUUGUUUACUUCAGUAACGAAGAGAGACAAACAGGGUUCUCAGUGUGGGCUGUCCUGUUCGUCCUGGCCCGCUUAUUGACCCUGUCUCUCUCCGUCCUCACUGUGGGGUUCGGUUUGGCUGGAUCUGAACGCCAGGGCCUCGACCUGGCUGAGGGAAACUACAACGUGCUGCUUGUCAGAGUGACGGUCCUGGCUGCGAUCUGCAUCACUCAGGCCUUCAUGAUGUGGAAAUUCAUCAACUUCCAGCUGCGGCGGUGGAGAGAACACGCUCAGGCGCCGUCCAUAAAGAAGAAAUCGUCCUCCUCAAAGGGCAAGUCCAGAAAAGCCAACGGCGUGAACGGAUCACUGAGUGCCAAUGGAGCAGAUUCUCCCAGAGCCAAGAAGGACAAAUCAUCCUAAACAGAUCCCGCUGUUCAUUCCUCCUUGCCUCCUCUCUUUGUCUCUUUCUCUCUCCUGCUUGAUCAUUCCCAGCUCUGCAUUUCAGUCCUGCCUUUUUUUUUUCUUUCUCUCUUUCUUUCUUUUUUCUUUUCAGUUGCGUUGCACUGCACACGAUUAGCAUUUCCCAGCUCUCACACACCUGAUUACACUCAUCAGUAAGCAUGUGCCCAUAUGUUCAUAUCAUGAUACAUCGCUGGAUCAUUUCCUCGAUGAGAGGACUUGCCUUCUCUGCAAUGGAGUUCAAAAAAGGACCUUAGAAGACUUUUUUGCUGUUUUACAAACAAAGGAUUUGUAUAUUUUCUCAGUGAUGCUGCCUAUUUUUCACAAUUGUAAUAUGUUGAUGUAUUAUAUAAGCCAUUAACGGCGCAUGCUUCCUGCCGAGCAGGAAAUCAGUGAGCUAAAUGCGCAUAGGGAGAGCUGGGAAAUGUGCUGUGCACAAGCUCAGGAACUGCCCUAUAGGGUUUUGUGCACGGUAGGGAGGUUACUUCGUAACAAAGUACCCCCUUUUUUUUAUUUUUUUUUUUAUUUUUUUAUUAUUAUUAAUUUUAAAAAGCUGGGUGCUGAAUAGUGCAUUGCACAGUGCUGUGUGUACAUCACAAGAAGUUUGCUUCUUUUUCUUUUCACCUCCCUGACUAAAAGGGUCCAAACGCUGCAAGCUUUAAGUGGCAUUCUGUAUUUCCCAGGAUUCAUCAGUGCCAAUGCAAAAGGCCAAUAAACACUUUCAAGUGCCUGACUAUACCAAAAUUGUAUGGAUAUUUAAAAAGGUAAAAUAAAAUAAAGAAAACAAUACAUACGGUGUUAAACGGUGUACGUGGUCUGUCAAGAUUUCAAGGGCAACUGUUUGUGUGUGUGUUAAUUGUUUGUUUGCAUUUGCUUAAUUUGUCAUUAUAUUAGUAAUUUGCCAUCAUCAUGACCCUAGAAGUUUCAUGUGUAAUCUUUUAGAACGUACGUUUAAUUCGAUGCCUUCGAUUAUUAUUUGCACUGCAGUGCUUACAUAGACGAACAGAGGAAUAUGUUAUGGAUUUAGGGGGAAAAUUGCCCUUUUUUUUUUUGUUUGUUUGUUUGUUGUUGUUUUUUUGUUCCAUCCAUGUGAAACAUUGUAGGUUCAUAGACUGUAGUUUCUGCCAUAAUUUUCUUACGAAUUUAUUUUGUUCUAUGAAAAACCAAACACCUUCAAUAAAAUGCUAAUUGUAACUGG